AUUCUUGACAUAUUUGUUGAUGUUUUGCCGCCGGUUUCGUUAUUAUACGUACAAAAUCACGGUGUUUAUAGAAGGAUAUCUCGCACGUAGCCAUCAAGGAUGUAAAAUGCAGACAUCAACGAUUUUCACUCUUCUAAUGUAAACUGUCAUACUAUCAAGUGUACAAAGAAAAAAUAAGAACAUUCAAGGACUAGUGAAAUGAUGAUGUUAUGUCUAUAAUUUUAAUAUAUUACUGAAGCUGAAUGCGAUUGAAUACGAUUUUCGUUCGCAGAUGGAUCAAACUGUCGUCAACGGUUCGGUCGCAGCGGCCAACGGCACCACCGGCGGCGCUCCGGGAUCGGUAUCGGGCACCAACUGGACCACAGCGGUGUCGGACUUUACGCCGGUGCUAUCGCCGUUUGAGUCUUGGCAGAAAGUCAUCAUCGUCCUGGUCAUAGGCGUGUGCAUGGUGCUAACCAUCACCGGUAACAUACUGGUGCUAGUGUCGUUUAUCGUGGAUCGGACCAUCCGGCAGCCAAGCAACUACUUCAUCGCAUCGCUGGCCGCCACGGAUAUGUUGAUCGGUACGGUGUCGAUGCCAUUCUACUGCGUGUACAUACUGCAGGGGUACUGGGACCUGGGACCGUUGYUGUGCGACCUGUGGCUGUCCGUCGACUACACCGUGUGCCUGGUGUCGCAGUACACAGUACUGUUGAUCACGGUCGACCGGUUCUGUUCGGUGAAGAUCGCCGCUCGGUACCGGGGCUGGCGGACCAAAGACAAGGUUAUGUGGAUGGUCGUGCUCACGUGGAUCAUCCCGGCGCUGUUGUUCUUCACCAGCAUAUUCGGAUGGGAACACUUUGUCGGCUACAGGGACCUGUUGCCGGGCCAAUGCGCAGUGCAGUUCCUCAAGGAUCCCGUGUUCAACACGGCCCUGAUCAUCGGCUACUUCUGGACUACACUCAUCGUGCUGUUCGUGCUGUACGGUGGCAUCUACAAGGUGGCGUACGAGAUGCAAAARAAAAGUGAGGCGAAACAGCGCAAGAUGCAGUCGAUGGUGGCGCUGAGUGCUGGCACCGUAUCCGGUAUGGCCGGUCACGCGGCCGGCAUCGGCAUGUCAAAGACUCAGAGCACUCUACUCGUGCACGACAAGCCGCAGCAGCAGCAACAACAACAACAACAACAACAACAACAGAACCAGCAACAGCAGCAUCAACAACAGCAACAGAAUCAAAACCAACAACGACAGAUGGCGGCCGACAGUAAUACAUCGUCCGGUUUCGAUGAGAACGCAGCGGAGGCGGCGGCCUGCCGGAACACAAGCCCGAACGAUCGCAACGCUACGGCCGUGGUGGUGGUGGACAAGGAACGAUCGAGCAGUCCGGCAUUUGAGUCGGACGAGGAGAGCACGACAGGCGAGAAGCAACAGCAGAUCAACUGGCCGCGCAAAAAAUCUGUGGCCGAACUGAUCGUCCAGUCGGCGCUCGUGCAGCGGUCCAACAGCGGCAUACACCUGUCGCCGUCCGACAACCUCAUACCGUAUACCAACACGUCCGGUAAUAACAACAACAACGGUAGUAAGAUCGUCCGGUCGUUUUCAAAUGUGGCCGUCGUCAAUUGUGGACGGCAGACGGAAGCGCGACGCCAGACGCCACCCGGCACGCCUUCGCCACCAGACAGCCGGGUGGACGCGCUCGUUGGUAUGGACACAAGUGAACUACACUUCAUGGACGACAGUUCCAUCGUCAUUGGGUCGCCGACGUUCGAGAGUCCGACCAACAGCACCAGUUCAAUAAACGAGACGAUGUCUUCGGCCCAGUGUUCUCCGGCCCACGGUGCCGCGGCCUCGUCUUCGCUGUUACAGGCCGCGCUCAUCCGGGCGGCUGCUGCUCAGCAGAUGAGCCAGUCGCAUGGCCCCGCCGUCACCAAGGUCAACACGGCCGUCGUGGUAGACGGCCGCCAUCGUGGUUCCGCGUCGGUCACGAAUACCACGACCGUGGUGGUGACCGAGCGUGGCCGUGGUGCUACAGGUAAUGGCGAUGACGACGACGACGGCGACGAUGACGGUGACGACUGUGACGCGGCCGCCACCGGGACCGGUGAAAAAUCGUCGUCCGAUACGACCAAGAGCGGCGGUGGUGGUGGCGGGGGCGGUGGCGGAGACAGUGGGGACAAGCGUGAGGGCAGUUCUCGCGGUGACUUCGUCCGGACCAUCGGCAAGCGUCUAAAGGUGAAACGA
Messenger RNA from Diuraphis noxia (Russian wheat aphid), 2218 nucleotides. RefSeq names its product muscarinic acetylcholine receptor (gene mAChR-B). Lineage: Eukaryota; Metazoa; Arthropoda; Insecta; Hemiptera; Aphididae. Gene Ontology annotation, cellular component: plasma membrane. Gene Ontology annotation, biological process: adenylate cyclase-activating adrenergic receptor signaling pathway; positive regulation of MAPK cascade. Gene Ontology annotation, molecular function: G protein-coupled receptor activity. The record is from RefSeq and is a predicted model, not a curated record.